GCAAUCAGGGAACAAGUAGUAUUGAUUGACACGACCGGCUGCCAAUGGAAGGUAGCGGGUGGCGGCUGCUGGGUUAAGCGGAUGGGCAGAGGAAGCUGAGCGGUAACGGAGAGAACAAGCGGAGACCGAGUGCAGCCAUGGGGAACCGGGGGAUGGAGGAGCUCAUUCCCCUUGUUAACAAGCUCCAGGAUGCCUUUAGUUCCAUAGGACAGGCCUGCAACCUGGACUUGCCUCAGAUAGCUGUGGUAGGAGGACAGAGCGCCGGCAAGAGCUCAGUUCUGGAGAACUUUGUAGGCCGGGAUUUCCUGCCCCGUGGAUCUGGAAUUGUCACCCGGCGCCCCCUUAUCCUUCAGCUGAUAUUUUCCAAAACAGAAUAUGCAGAAUUUCUACACUGUAAAUCCAGGAAAUUCACAGAUUUUGAUGAAGUUCGGCAGGAAAUCGAAGCAGAGACAGAGCGGGUGACAGGAUCAAACAAAGGAAUUUCACCAGUCCCCAUCAACCUGCGAGUCUAUUCUCCCAAUGUUCUGAACCUGACGCUGAUUGACCUCCCAGGCAUAACCAAGGUUCCAGUAGGUGACCAGCCCCACGAUAUCGAGUAUCAGAUCAAAGACAUGAUCCUGCAGUUCAUCAGCAGAGACAGCUGCCUCAUCCUGGCCGUCACUCCUGGAAACAGCGACUUGGCCAACUCUGAUGCUCUGAAAAUGGCCAAGGAAGUGGAUCCACAAGGUCUGCGGACAAUUGGAGUUAUCACCAAGCUGGAUUUAAUGGACGAAGGCACAGAUGCCAAGGAUAUACUGGAGAAUAAGCUGCUGCCCUUAAGAAGAGGGUACAUAGGGGUUGUGAACAGAAGUCAGAAAGAUAUUGAUGGCAAAAAGGACAUCAAAGCAGCCCUUUCUGCAGAGCGCAAGUUCUUCCUGUCGCACCCGGGAUACCGGCACAUGGCAGAGCGAAUGGGCACGCCGCACUUGCAGAAAGCACUCAACCAGCAACUAACCAAUCACAUCAGAGAGACGCUGCCUGCCCUGCGCAACAAACUGCAGAGCCAAUUGCUGUCUCUGGAGAAGGAAGUAGAGGAAUAUAAGAACUUCCGGCCAGAUGACCCCACAAGGAAAACCAAAGCUCUACUGCAAAUGGUCCAACAGUUUGCAGUGGAUUUUGAGAAGAGGAUCGAGGGUUCUGGAGAUCAAGUGGAUACUCUGGAACUUUCAGGAGGUGCCAGGAUUAAUCGGAUCUUUCAUGAGCGAUUUCCAUUUGAGCUUGUAAAGAUGGAAUUUGACGAGAAGGAUUUACGGCGAGAAAUCAGCUACGCCAUCAAGAACAUACAUGGUGUCAGGACAGGGCUGUUCACACCAGACAUGGCUUUUGAGGCCAUUGUAAAGAAACAGGUUGUAAAGCUGAAGGAGCCGUGUCUGAAAUGUGUGGAUAUGGUCAUCCAGGAGCUGAUCAACACUGUGCGACAGUGCACCUCCAAGCUGGCGUCCUACCCGAGGUUACGCGAAGAGACUGAAAGAAUCGUCACCACGUACAUCAGAGAGAGGGAAGGAAAAACAAAAGAUCAGAUCCUCCUGUCAAUAGACAUUGAGCUGUCCUACAUCAACACCAACCAUGAGGAUUUCAUUGGCUUUGCAAACGUUUACUAUACAGAGCAACUCAUUCCAUGUGCACAGCAGAGAAGCUCUCAGCUCAACAAGAAGAGGGCUGUCCCCAACCAGGGAGAGAUAUUGGUCAUCAGGAGAGGCUGGUUAACCCUAAACAUCAGCAUCAUGAAAGGGGGCUCGAAGGAAUACUGGUUCAUCCUAACGGCAGAGUCGCUCUCUUGGUAUAAAGAUGAAGAGGAGAAAGAGAAGAAAUACAUGUUACCUCUGGAUAACUUAAAAAUCAGAGAUGUAGAGAAGGGUUUCAUGUCCACAAAACACAUCUUUGCCAUCUUCAACACAGAGCAGAGGAACGUCUACAAAGACUUGCGGCAGAUAGAGCUGGCAUGUGAUUCCCAGGAGGAUGUAGAUAGCUGGAAAGCAUCCUUCCUCCGAGCUGGAGUGUAUCCGGAAAAAGACCAGAGGGAAGAGGAAGAGACCCAGGAGAACACCUUCUCAAUGGAUCCCCAGCUGGAGAGACAAGUGGAGACCAUCCGCAAUCUGGUAGACUCCUACAUUUGCAUUGUGAACAAGUCCAUCCGGGACCUCAUGCCGAAGACCAUAAUGCACCUCAUGAUUAAUAACUCAAAGGAAUUCAUCCACUCCGAGCUGCUGGCUUACCUAUACUCGUCCUCCGAUCAGAACAGCCUGAUGGAGGAGUCUGCCGACCAGGCACAGCGACGAGAGGAAAUGCUGAGGAUGUACCACGCUCUGAAAGAGGCUCUGAAAAUCAUUGGUGACAUCAGCACUAGCACCUCUACAACCCCAGUGCCACCACCAGUGGACGACACUUGGCUUCAGAACUCCAACAGCGGCCACAGCCCGACAGUGCAAAGGAGGCCGGUGUCCACUGUCCUCCCUCCCAGCCGACCGCCUGCUGUCAGGGGUCCAACUCCUGGGCCUCCUCUGAUUCCAGUACCUGCAGGGGGCUCUUCCUUUAUUGUUCCUCCUAUCCCCUCCCGCCCUGGUCCUCAAGGCCCAUUUGCUGCUGCAAACAAUGACCCCUUCUCUGCGCCUCCACUGAUCCCAUCCCGACCCGCUCGAAUCCCACCCGGCGUUCCACCUGGAGUUCCUAGGAGGCCUCCCCCCACUGCUCCGGCCAAGCCAAAUUUUUGGUGAAAACACCUCACUUGCCUCCACCUCUUCUCCUUUUGCCCUCGGUGUCACCUGGAUUCCGUAUACUGCAAUCUCGCUGAAGGGGGCGGCACAAAUGCCUUGAUGGAGGGGGUCGAGCAGCUGUUUAGAAGAAUAUGGCUUCCUUCUUCCCAUGGAGCUGACACUUUUGGUCUGAAAAGAACCUUGUAAGCCAUGAACCCUUGCUGGAACCCCCGGCUCUAUUAUUUCCUUGUCACAAGGGACUUUUGGUGUGUUUUUUUUUUUUUAUAAAGCACCUGUCCAUUUUCUGAUUGGUUCUGCCCCUAUGACUGCUGCUUCCCCAUCAGGAAGAUCUCACUGGGGUCGCCCAUUUCCUCCUGGUGACUGGGAUUCAUCAUCAUACAUUGUCACCUGUUUAGUUGGGGGCCACGGGACCCAAGGAUCGGGCCCUUCAGUUUGGGAUCCAGACAUAACAAUGUAUAGGUAUAAUAUAGACAGCAGCCUAGCCGAUGGGUAUGGGAAGAAUUUAAUGGCGGUAAGUGAGCAAAAGGGAUCCUACUUAACUGAUGCUGGUAACCAGUAGCGCAUUAACAAUAGGUUUGAUUCUGGUCCCUUUAAAAGUUGACCCUUGGACGAAUCCAGGCUUCCAUUUUGGGAACAGCCGUUUGUGCAGGAAGUGUAUUUGGCUCGCGAGCGCUCGACCGAACCAAAAUUUACCUCUUGGACUAAUAAAGGUAACAAUA
Molecule: messenger RNA, 3472 nt
Organism: Xenopus laevis (African clawed frog)
Lineage: Eukaryota; Metazoa; Chordata; Amphibia; Anura; Pipidae
Gene: dnm2.S
Product: dynamin-2
Exons: 22
Coding region: 138-2753 (871 amino acids)
Biological process (GO): synaptic vesicle budding from presynaptic endocytic zone membrane; endocytosis; receptor internalization
Cellular component (GO): presynapse; postsynaptic density; membrane
Molecular function (GO): microtubule binding; GTPase activity; GTP binding
Source: RefSeq, a predicted model, not a curated record